CGGUAUUAUAAAGAAAUUUCAAACAAAGAAAUUUCAAAGGGUAGUAGUGGGUGUGGUUGUUAUCGUGGUAGUGGGAGCAGAGGUAGUGGUGAUGGUAAUUUUAGAAGUGGUGGUAGUGAUGAUGGUAUAAGUAGAAGUGGUGGUAGCUGCAGUAGGAGUGGUUGUGGUGGUGGUCGUAGUAGUAGUGGUCGUGGCAAUGGAAGUAGUAGUGUUGGUAGUGAAACUGGUAGCAGUGCAGGUGGUUGUGGAAGUGAUAAUUGUGAUAGUGGUAGAAGUAGAAGUAAUGGUUAUGGUAAUGGUAUUGGUGAUGGUAAUAGUAGUAGUAAUGGAUGUUAUAGUGGUAGUAGAGGUUGUGGUUGUGACACUGGUGGUGUUAGUGGUAGUAAUGGUGAUGCUGGAGGUAUUGGUUGUGGUGGUGAUAGUGGUAAUAGGUUUAAAGGUAAUGAUAGUAAUGUUGUGGUGGUAAUGGUAGUUCGAUUUAAUCUGAACAGAAGAUGGCAUCGAUCUUGUGGCGAUUUCAAACAGCAAUCGGGUAUUGUUUUUCGAUCUUUUUCCAAUGAAGGCAGUCUCUAA
Messenger RNA from Mercenaria mercenaria, 573 nucleotides. Its product is annotated as keratin, type I cytoskeletal 9-like. The annotation marks the transcript as partial. The record is from RefSeq and is a predicted model, not a curated record. NCBI's taxonomy places the organism in Eukaryota, Metazoa, Mollusca, Bivalvia, Venerida, Veneridae. The transcript has a single exon.